ACAACAGAGGAGCGCGCAUCGCGUAGGGGUGCGCACACAGACGUAGUUGCGACACUGGUGAGGCGAAGGCGCGAUACAGCCGAGAGGAUGCAGUGAAAAGCCUCAAUUUCCCAGCUAAUUUACAGCCGGGCAGGGCAGCUAUAAUAGAAAUAACGUCGAAGAUGAGUGUGAUCCAGGCUGCGCACGACGGCAGGGUGGAUAGUGGCAAAGGCAGCCACACUGACAACGCCUGCGGAUCCCCACGGCUCCAGCAGUGCGCUCAUCCCCCUAACAGCAGCAGCAGCCGGACCAAAGAUGCCAGAUAUCAGCAGCAGCUCCAGCAGCAGAAGCAUCAUGGUGGGUCGAUGCUGAAACAACCAUCCUACAACGAACCAGCGGACGUCGUGAGACGGGCGCUGGACUUUAAGAGCCAAGGCACCCAGUGCUACAAGGAUAAGAAGUACCGAGAGGCAAUCGGCAAGUAUCACCGGGCUCUGCUCGAGAUUAAAGGGCUGUGCAGGGUUCUGGGGGAUCCGGACACAAGCUCCAAGUCACCCUCCUCCCUGCUGCCGACCAUCAGCAAGUCCACCACGCUGACGGAUGAGCAGAAGGGGGCAAUGGAGAACGCAGAGCUGGAGUGUUACAACAGCCUGGCCGCUUGCCUUUUGCAAAUGGAGCUGGUGAACUAUGAACGAGUAAAGGAAUAUUGCCUGAAAGUGCUUAACAAGGAAGGAAAAAACUUCAAAGCUUUGUACCGAUCUGGAGUGGCCUAUUACCACCUAGGAGACUUCCAGAAAGCCCUGUACUACCUGAAGGAGUCACACAAGCAGGAACCUUCAGACACCAAUGUCAUCCGCUAUAUUCAGCUGACAGAGAUGAAGAUUCGGAGAAAUGCCCAAAGGGAGAAGAAAGAGGCCACAUAAGCAUUCGCUGUCCGAUGACUUCUCUCUCGUCAUAAAUUUCAGCCCUACUGUGUGCCACCCAGACCUUAAACACCACGGCUUGGAGGUUUUGGUGUAAAAUGAUGUUUGCUCGCUUUUGCCUUGCACAGCAUCUGGUUGCCAGUUACGUGAUUGAAUUUCACUGUUGUGUGCUUGAAAUGUUUAUUUAUUUAUUUUUUUUAAUUGUACAAGGUAUUGUGUUUCGAACCUCCAAUCAUAUCUAGUAUGAAUUUAUCCUGAGUAUGUUUUACCCAUUCCAAUCUGAUGCACUGCCAGUCCAAACAUCGCACAUACAGGCCAUAACUUGUGAUGGAGACAGGAGCAAUAAAGGUGAAUCCAGCAUGUCUGCAGGCGAGUAUAACUGUAAAUUAGCACCUGCCCUCGCACAAGAUGUCUUUUAAAUGCCUUGGAGUAAAUGAGUAACAACCACCUACACUUCUGUCACCAUACUUUGAUUUUGAAAGCACUACAAAACUCACUUUUUUAUACUCCCAAUUAUACCUGAAGUAAAGGUGCUAGUCGUAAGUAGGUUUAAAACUCAAAAUGCUUGGGCAAGGACAUCAAGAGCACAUGGUUGCUAACUGCGGUAUGAGACAUAUCACAAAAUGUAAAUAGGCUACUUUAUAAAAUCACAAGAAGAUAUCCUGAAAUGGUGAGCUUUUUGUGUUUAUUAAUGCCAAAAUGAAGCACUUCACUCACAGCAUUUACUGUAUCUUCAAAUACUGUGUUUACUGUAAAGGUAUGGUUGUAAUGUGUGUCUAUUGAUUGCAUUAUUUUUUGUGGUGCUGCAGCAUUGGAUUUCUCUUUAGUUUUCCUUUUUUAUUUUCCUAAUGAGCUUAACUAAAUGAAUAGAGAAAACAUGAUGAAAGCACACGUGUAAAUCAAUAAAUGAAACAAUGCUGGGUGGAAAGAGUUGACGUUUUUGUCUUGGUAGUUGACAUUGUAAAGCAUAAUGUUAAUUUUCUAGAGGGAUGGUAUCAGGAUGCAGAAAUCCUGACACUGGCAGUUAUUUAAGAGUUAAUCAACGCUUUUCAUUUCCACCAUUUUAGUUGAUAUGGCUAAUUUCUUAGCCCCAGCUUUUAAAUCUUUAUAUAUUAAGAGUAUUAUC
Neolamprologus brichardi is the source of this 2028-nucleotide messenger RNA. It is a transcript of the gene ttc9, whose product is annotated as tetratricopeptide repeat domain 9. NCBI's taxonomy places the organism in Eukaryota, Metazoa, Chordata, Actinopteri, Cichliformes, Cichlidae. The record is from RefSeq and is a predicted model, not a curated record. Gene Ontology annotation, cellular component: cytosol; membrane; mitochondrial envelope. Gene Ontology annotation, biological process: negative regulation of apoptotic process; protein folding. Gene Ontology annotation, molecular function: protein binding; protein folding chaperone.